Messenger RNA from Homarus americanus (American lobster), 2064 nucleotides. Its product is annotated as gastrula zinc finger protein XlCGF8.2DB-like. NCBI's taxonomy places the organism in Eukaryota, Metazoa, Arthropoda, Malacostraca, Decapoda, Nephropidae. Gene Ontology annotation, molecular function: DNA-binding transcription factor activity; RNA polymerase II cis-regulatory region sequence-specific DNA binding. The transcript is spliced from 2 exons. The coding region runs from base 1357 to 2064 and encodes 235 amino acids. The record is from RefSeq and is a predicted model, not a curated record. Gene Ontology annotation, biological process: regulation of transcription by RNA polymerase II.
CCAUCUUACAAGUCACAACAAAAGAGACUGGCGGUACAGUACAACGGUUAUUAUUUUAUUAAUGUUAUCGGCUUGGUCGGUUGGUGUUAGUACAGGAGGAAGGAGGACACGUGUCCGGGCCGAGCAGGAGUUGACCGUCCAACUCUCACAACACAGAUAUGGAGUGAAAAAACAAAUGGCAGUGGGAAGACAAGCAGUAAAUUGUGACAACACUGAUUGCCAUGGAAAGCUGCUAGUUUAUUGUGCACCCCAUAGUCAUCCUUUAAAUGGUAGUGCAAAAAAUAUUGCAGAGUAGAGGUCACAGAGGUGUUUAUCAGACCCCAGUGAUCAGGUUAUUGUGGUGUUGAGCGUUAAAAAUUUUUCCAAAACAUUAUUUGUUAAGUUCAGUGUAUUAGAACUUCACUGUUUCCACUUGUCUGCUUGCUUCAAAUUCAUCAUAAAGUUCUUGCCUGGUUACAGUUGUUAGGGUUCUGUUUGACAAUCCUAGAUUGUAUUCAACAAUGACUUUGUUGGUCACGAAUUUAGGAAAGGCAGAACAUUAUGUUUGGUGCAGGUGUAAACAACAGUGGACAUAGACAAAGUAUUACCAACUGAACGAAACAAUUCUAAGUUGACAAGAAAUUAUUCUUUGAUGUGGAAAUAUGUUGUAAAGAUUUCUCCCCUCAUGAAACUUUUGUCACAUGUAGUAAAAGUUUACCAGCUGUCACAAGUACACUAGUAUAUCAGCCUGAGUAUUAUUGUUUACCAGCCGUCACAAGUACCCUAGUAUAUCAGCCUGAGUAUUAUUGUUUACCAGCCGUCACAAGUACAGUAGUAUAUCAGCCUGAGUAUUAUUGUUUACCAGCCAUCACAAGUACAGUAGUAUAUCAGCCUGAGUAUUAUUGUUUACCAGCCAUCACUGUACUAUGUCAGCCUGAGUGUUAUUGUUUGCUGUACACCAGAGGAACUGCACAUAUAACAAUAGUGUACAGUAUAAUUUUUGUACACUUCUCUGUUGAGUGUUUUUAUAGUGGAUGUUGUAAGUCAUAAACAGUGUUUGUUAAUGACAAGUAUAGUUGUAUGUGUAACUCAUUCUUUACACCAAUUUUUACAUUUAGUUCAAAGAGGUAUAGAGGAACCUUGUUAAUAAUGGUGUAGUCACUUGACAAACUGGAUAUUCCAUCACACUUACCUCCUCACUGUCCUCCCAUCUCAACAUCAUGUCAGCAAAUCACAUUCACUAAUUGAUGUAUGUUUCAGUUUUCAUUGUCAAAUAUAAUUAACAGUAACAAGACAUUAAUAGUUCUUGUAGGAGGAAACAGUUUGCCAGUUAAGUGUCACUAAAACCUUUGAACACACAAUACACACAGUUUUAUAAUGGAAGGUCUCUCAGAGGAACAGGCAGAGUCUCCCAGAGAAUUGUCUGUAAAAUCACAUCAAGUAACACAUGUGAAAGAUGACUCACACCAGACUCUGUUUGUGUGUUCAGAAUGUCUUAAAGGAUUUUGUAGUAAACAGGGGUUAUUGACACACAUGGUAAUUCAUAAAGGAGAGAAACCAUUUCUGUGUUCAGAAUGUCUUAAAGGAUUUAGACGUAAACAGACUUUAGUGGAACAUAUGAGAAUUCAUACUAGAGAGAAACCAUUUCAGUGUUCAGAAUGUCUUAAAGGAUUUAGAAGUAAAAAAGAUUUAUUGAGUCAUAUGAGAAUUCAUACAGGAGAGAAACCAUUUCAGUGUUCAGAAUGUCUUAAAGGAUUUUGUAGUAAACAGGGGUUAUUGACACACAUGGUAAUUCAUACAGGAGAGAAACCAUUUCAGUGUUCAGAAUGUCUUAAAGGAUUUAGAAGUAAAAAAGAUUUAUUGAGUCAUAUGAGAAUUCAUACAGGAGAGAAACCAUUUCAGUGUUCAGAAUGUCUUAAAAGAUUUAGACGUAAACACCAUUUAUUGAGACAUAUGAGAAUUCAUACAGGAGAGAAACCAUUUCAGUGUUCAGAAUGUCAUCAAGGUUUUUCUAAAAGUUAUCUUCUAGUAAGACACAAGAAAGAUCACCCAGAAAAAACCUUUCCAAUGUGUAAAGUUGCAUGA